This is a messenger RNA of Pundamilia nyererei, 1280 nucleotides long. Its product is annotated as interferon-induced protein with tetratricopeptide repeats 1-like. The transcript is spliced from 8 exons. The record is from RefSeq and is a predicted model, not a curated record. Gene Ontology annotation, biological process: defense response to virus. The annotation marks the transcript as partial. Gene Ontology annotation, cellular component: cytosol. Gene Ontology annotation, molecular function: protein binding. NCBI's taxonomy places the organism in Eukaryota, Metazoa, Chordata, Actinopteri, Cichliformes, Cichlidae.
GUUUCUUGUCAGGUGUCGUAAACACCAGAUGUGGAACAGCUGUUGAUGACCUGUUGGUCCUCAGGCAUCUUCAGGAUAAACGAGAGGAAGCGCUGAAACUUUUAAACCAAUCAGAGAAGACCAUCAGGGAGAGAUACGGUGAUGAGAGUGAGAAGCGGCUGAUUGUGACGUAUGGAGACAUGGCCUGGCUGAAAUAUCACGACGGAGACUUUGCACAGUCACAAAGCUACUGUCAGAGAGUCGAGGACAUACUGGUGAAGUAUCCCACUGGUUCAUCAGGAAGUCUCCUCCCAGAGGUGUAUGGGGAACAAGGCUGGGCCUAUUUCAAGGUGUCGAGAUCUUCUAUAUCAAAAGCCAUCGACUGUUUGCAUAAAGCACUUGAGGUACAGCCUCAUGAUGUUGAGUGGAACACCUGCUACGCCGUUGUCCUCUUUUGUGGAGAACAGUGGGUUUUAGAAAACUUACAGGAAGAUGAGGAAUCCCAGGCCAUCAAACAGCUUCGCUUUGCAUUGAAGAUCAACCCAAAUAACGCUGCUCUGCAGUGCUCGCUGGGCGCAAAGCUGGCAGCCUAUAAGAAAUACGAAGAGGCUGAGAGUCUGGUGAAGAAAGCACUAGAAAAUGAUCCUGAUAACCCUCAUAUCAUCCGCCACUCAGGAAAAUACUUACGUGAGCGGAAUCGACUGGAUGAGGCUAUUGUUGUGUUUGAGCGAGGACUGAAAAGGGGCGAUCAAUUAUCUUCCUUCAACUACCAGCUGGCUCUGUGCUACAAGCAGAAAAUAAUUGCUGAGCGUCGCAGGCGCUUCAGCAACAGAGAAGAGGUGCGUCAGUGGAGGCGUAUUUGUAUCAGUCACCUUGAAGAAUCUGUGAAGAGGAAGAGACCUUUUGUCCUGGCGUGGGCUGAACUGGCACUGCUGUGUGCAGAGGCAGGGGAUAUGAGCAGGGCUGAGGAGGCUUUCCAGAAGUGCUUGGAGACGUUACCAGAGGUGGAGGAGGAAAAGGAUUGUCAGACUAUCCAUCAGCGCUGCGGUGACUUUCUUCAUUAUCACAAAAAAAAUGAGGCUCAAGCCAUCGCUCACUAUACCAAGGGGCUGCUGAUACCACAGAAAAAAUAUAAUUGGAGACAGUGUGCUAAGAAACUGAAGCAGAUCGCUGACAGGCGUCUGGCAAAGAAUCGGGGUGAUGGUGAAGCUCUCGCUCUGCUGGGUCAGGUGGCCAGAGCUGAGGGCGACAGGAGGAGAGCUGCUUUUUUUUAUGAGAAAGCUCUGAACUGUGACAAGGAC